AUGAAGGCGUCAGCGGUUCUCUUCCUCAUUGGCUACCUGGUGGUCCCCAGUGGCGCUGCUAUCUUGGGACGCUGUGUGGUGGCCAAGAGGCUCCGCGAUGGAGGCCUGAGUGGUUUUGAGGGCUACAGCCUUGAAAACUGGGUGUGCCUGGCUUACUUUGAGAGCAAGUUCAACCCCGUGGCUGUCUACGAGAACAUAGAUGGGUUGUACACGGGCUACGGACUCUUUCAGAUUCGCAACCCCGACUGGUGCGACCGGGGGAGGAACCGCUGCCACGUGUCCUGCUCGGCUUUACUGAAUCCAAAUUUAAAUAAGACAAUCGAGUGUGCCAAGAGAAUUGUAAAAGGAAAGCAAGGAAUGGGAGCAUGGCCCUCUUGGACCCUGAACUGCCAGUUCUCCGACACCCUGGCGCGGUGGUUGGACGGAUGCAAGCUGUAG
Myotis davidii is the source of this 438-nucleotide messenger RNA. RefSeq names its product lysozyme like 4 (gene LYZL4). The record is from RefSeq and is a predicted model, not a curated record. Gene Ontology annotation, molecular function: lysozyme activity. Gene Ontology annotation, biological process: fusion of sperm to egg plasma membrane involved in single fertilization. The transcript has 4 exons. Gene Ontology annotation, cellular component: sperm flagellum; acrosomal vesicle. NCBI's taxonomy places the organism in Eukaryota, Metazoa, Chordata, Mammalia, Chiroptera, Vespertilionidae. The coding region runs from base 1 to 438 and encodes 145 amino acids.